UGAGUCAAAAAACAAGAAGAAAGUUAAAAUGCAAUCAAUGAAAGCAGAUGAACUGCCUGUAAAUCCACGCGAACGGAGCAAUCCAUUUUCGGAACUAUUUUUUUGCUUUGUGUUUCCCGUAAUGUUGAAGGGCCGGAAGAAAACUUUGGAGCAGCCAGAUCUGUACCAGCCACUAAAGGAGCACAAAUCUGACACACUCGGCGAUCGCUUAAGCGCUGCUUGGGAUAAGGAAGUAAGUCAGAGAACCGCUCAGAAUAAGCAACCACGCUUGGGCCGCGUUAUGAUCCGAGUGUUUGGUUGGCAUGUGUUUAUAACUGGACUACUGCUGGGACUGAGAGACUUCGCAACGAAAAUGACGCAGCCAAUGUGCCUAUAUGGUAUUAUGCAAUACUUUUCUGGCCAGGAUACAGAUCCCGUAAAAGCACAGCUAUAUGCAGCAGGCCUCAUAUGUGCCUCAGUGCUAUCCGUUGUUAGUGGACAUCCAUAUUUAUUAGGUGUUCUUCAUCUAAGCAUGAAAAUGCGUGUGGCGCUAUGUAGUCUGAUGUACAGAAAAGCAUUGCGCCUGAGCCAUACAGCACUGGGGGAUACAUCGAUAGGUCAGGUGGUUAACCUAUUGUCAAACGAUGUCGGUCGCUUUGAUUUAUUUCUCUUUACCGGACACUUUAUAUGGCUAGCUCCAAUCGAACUCUUUGCAGUUACAUGUUUGAUGUAUCAAAAGAUCGGCGUCGCGUCCUUCUUUGGUGUUGCCAUUAUGUUACUUUUCCUACCCUUUCAAGCCUAUUUGGCAAAAAAAACAUCAGUGCUGCGUCUGAUGACAGCAUUGCGUACAGACGAACGCGUACGAAUGAUGAACGAAUUUAUCUCCGGCAUUCAAGUAAUCAAGAUGUACGCCUGGGAGAAGCCACUGGGCAAACUAGUCGAACUAAUGCGUGGCAAGGAGAUGAACUGCAUCAAGAAAGUCAAUUAUAUUAGAGGAGUCCUUAUUGCCUUUGGCAUGUGCCUAUCCCGCACCCUUACUUUUGUCAGCCUAGUGGGCUUCGUGCUGCUAGAAAGUGUGUUGAAUGCUAGCGACGCAUUCUUUAUCACAGCUUACUACAACUUUUUGCAACGAGCAGUAACUAAUUUUUUUCCACUAAGCAUCACACAACUAGCGGAAGCCAAGGUAUCCCUUAAACGCCUGGAGACGUUUAUGAAUAGAAUGGAGACUCAAGUUCAAGACAAAUCGAAUUCACUAACAGAAUAUAAUUUUGCUAAAGAAGAAUCCGAUAAGGAAAAUGGUGCAAUGAUAAACAAUGACAAUGAAAAUACAGGAACAAAAGAUAUCGAUGAUGAGACGCUUGUUGAGUUCAACCAAUUCUAUGCCAAGUGGGAUACCAAAGCAACAGAAAAUACUUUGACCAAUAUCAAUCUAAAAUUGGGUCGCCGGCAACUAGUUGCAGUUAUUGGACCCGUUGGCGCAAGCAAGUCGAGUCUGAUCCAAUCGAUUCUAGGCGAGCUUCCUGCGGAAAAAGGCAGUGUUAAAAUUAAUGGCAGAUUCUCCUAUGCCGCGCAGGAACCCUGGCUCUUCACUGGCACUGUACGUGAAAACAUUCUCUUCGGAUUAGCCCUGGACAAGCAUCGUUAUCGGACUGUGGUCAAGAAGUGCGCCCUAGAGCGAGAUUUUGAACUACUUCCUCAAGGCGAUAAGACGAUCGUUGGCGAGCGGGGAGCUUCGCUCUCGGGUGGACAAAAAGCACGCAUCAGUCUGGCCAGGGCUGUGUAUCGUAGGGCGGACAUUUACCUCCUUGAUGAUCCACUCAGUGCUGUGGAUACACAUGUGGGCCGUCACCUGUUUGACCAGUGCAUGAGAGGGUACCUGAGAAGCGAGUUGGUUAUAUUGGUCACACAUCAGCUGCAGUUUCUGGAACAAGCAGAUCUCAUUGUUAUCAUGGAUAAAGGCAAGAUCAGUGCAAUGGGUACAUAUGCGACGAUGCAACAUAGUGGCCUGGACUUUGCCCAACUGUUAACCGAUACAAAUAAGGCCGAUGAACAGGCGGUGGAUGAACAGAGGGGCGAUGCUGGAGAUCACGUUAGCUUACAGUCAAAAACCAGCCGCCAAGCCUCGCGCACUGACAGUUUCGCAUCUUUGAGUUCUCUGGCAGACUCCGUUAUACAGGACACAGCCCUGGUUCCGCAAGAGACUCGCGUUGAAGGCAAAGUCAGUUUAGGUCUCUAUAAGGAAUAUUUUUCAUCAGGAAGCGGUUGGUUCUUGAUAUUAUUUAUGAUUCUUCUAUGUAUUGGCACACA
Drosophila navojoa is the source of this 2286-nucleotide messenger RNA. Its product is annotated as putative multidrug resistance-associated protein lethal(2)03659. Gene Ontology annotation, biological process: transmembrane transport. NCBI's taxonomy places the organism in Eukaryota, Metazoa, Arthropoda, Insecta, Diptera, Drosophilidae. Gene Ontology annotation, cellular component: membrane. Gene Ontology annotation, molecular function: ATP hydrolysis activity; ATP binding; ABC-type transporter activity. The record is from RefSeq and is a predicted model, not a curated record.